Schizophyllum commune H4-8 is the source of this 1282-nucleotide messenger RNA. RefSeq lists its product as uncharacterized. NCBI's taxonomy places the organism in Eukaryota, Fungi, Basidiomycota, Agaricomycetes, Agaricales, Schizophyllaceae. The transcript is spliced from 4 exons. The coding region runs from base 1 to 795 and encodes 264 amino acids. The record is from RefSeq and is a predicted model, not a curated record.
AUGAACUUCAACAUCGCUUCAAGAGCUCAGCCGCAACAGCCGAACAGACCGGACGCGAAGCCCGUAGUGCGUACCCUCCAAACUUUCCCGAUGUUCUAUAGCUACCGCGCGGCGUUACACGCUAGCAUCUCUGGUUUACCACCGCAAGUCCUCGCCCGCAGUCCAAGUAGUCAAGACCCAUUUCUCUUGUUACCCUACAACAUGGGAAUGCGUCCCAAUUUCUCUGCUGGCUCCCCCGAAUCCCCCACUCUACCGCCCUCGCUAAUACCUCUGUCAAAGAUCGGCUCCGCCCCUCACGACGCGCCACCGUAUCCGUCGGCGAUCUAUCGGUUGCCUCGGGAGGAUGGAAGCCUGAUUACCACCUAUGGUUCCCUCGCCCUCCUGAACCUCUGGAUCUCCCUCACCGGCCUCGCACACGCCCACCUCCUCACCUGCAGCGAAGCAUCUCCCAUCCUCGGCGAGGCAUUCUCACCCCAUGUUCUCCUCUGCGCGAUCGCCGCCUUCAUCCUCGCCGGCGCGCUCAAUCUACUAGCGGGAGGCUGGGUAGGCGUGCAGGCGUGGCUGGCCGCGCGCGCCUGGGUCGCUGCGCAUGGCGAGGGAGGCUUCGUGGGUGCUGGCAGAACCGGGGAUGCAGACGGCGGAGGAUCGCCCGCACUGGCGAUCUUUGCCGCGGCUGUCGCGGGAACGCUGAUCCUGGCUGGCGUCGUCAAUCUGACGGCCGCAAAUCGCGUUAGGCGGGCGGGGAUUGGGAGGAAAGGGCGUUACGCGGUCAUUGGGAUGGAGGAGAAGUGCUAGAUGGGCGGAUCCCUCACGAGCGAAGAUGUCGCAGUCGGAGAGUUUCCAUGGCGAGGCACAUCGCUCGCCAUCGGUCGCCAACACCGCCAUCGACAUACCCUGCUCUAUCGGCGACUUGAACUGCACUCGGGCGCUCACUCCGUAUCGACUUCGGCGAUCCCGUGCGAUUAGGUUGGGGCGGUCCUUUCCCAGACCUUCAUCCUCUCCCACCUCUCCGAGCAUCAUCCCUUCAUAUAUACCCCUCGCCUUCCCUCCUUUGGGAUCGAGCACUUCCCGACCAACCAUCGUAUCAUAUCACGCGCUCAGCGCGUCACCUCCAAGUCGUUCUUCCCUGGUGGCAUAUGGCGUACCUCUUGACCCCACAAUUCCGGUAGUCUUUCCGCGUAGAAGUGGCGGCCUUCGCUAUACUUAUCCGACUCCAUACACGCAUACAAUGUAACAGUAGUGUACUAUAUCGCCGCGCAGCGUUCAACUUGACCGGUCGUUG